Molecule: messenger RNA, 1575 nt
Organism: Crotalus tigris (Tiger rattlesnake)
Lineage: Eukaryota; Metazoa; Chordata; Lepidosauria; Squamata; Viperidae
Product: olfactory receptor 9G4-like
Exons: 3
Coding region: 191-1132 (313 amino acids)
Biological process (GO): sensory perception of smell; G protein-coupled receptor signaling pathway
Cellular component (GO): membrane
Molecular function (GO): G protein-coupled receptor activity; odorant binding; olfactory receptor activity
Source: RefSeq, a predicted model, not a curated record
AAGUACUUCCCUAGCGAACUGAUGCUACUUAAUUUGAAGGCAUAUUAAGCUUCCAUAUAGGUUAAUCUGUUAGCCUGUCCAGAUCAGACUAAGUGGGAAAAUAUACUUCACUUCAUUCACUCAGACUCAGAAUACAUCCAUUGUUGUAAAACGUGGACUCUGGACCUGACCAGGUUAUGCUUGGAAAAAGAUGGAAGUUGAAGAUAAUCACACAAUCCUUAGUGAUUUUGUGAUGAUUGGGUUUACAGCAGAUCCAUUUCUACGCACAAUUCUGUUUGUGGUGUUCUUGGCUUCCUACAGCCUAACACUGACUGGAAAUCUGGGCCUCAUGACACUGAUCUACCUGGACUCCCGCUUGCAUACACCCAUGUACUUCUUUGUGGGAAGCCUUUCCUUCCUGGAUGUCUGGUAUUCCUCGGUCUACACUCCUCGGAUCUUAUAUGAUUGUUUGUCCAAGAACAACCACAUUUCCUUAGCUGGUUGUGCAGCCCAGUUUUUCUUCUCUGCUGGAUUGGGCUGGAGUGAAUGCUUCCUAUUGGCCUUCAUGGCCUAUGACCGCUUUGUAGCCAUCUGCCACCCACUCCUUUAUGCCACUGCCAUGCCCAAGAAGCUCUGUGUCCAGCUGGUGUUAGGAGCCUACAUAGUGGGGUUUGCCAAUGCAAUUGUACACACAGGUAACACUUUCCGCCUACAUUUCUGUGGUAGUAAUAUCAUCAACCACUACUUUUGUGAUGAGCCACCACUUCUGAAGAUGGCCUGUGAUGACACAAGACUAUAUGAACUCAUUGCGACUGUUAUCAUUGGUUUCAAUCUGCUGGCAGCCACUGCUAUCAUCAUGAAGUCCUACAUUGGUAUUGUGGCAGCCAUUAUUCGCAUCCGUUCCACUGCAGGGAGACUCAAAGCUUUCUCUACUUGCUCGGCUCACCUGGUCUCUGUCUCCCUCUUCUAUGGCUCCAUGCUCAUCAUAUACUCCACACCUAAUUCUUAUCACACUCCAAAUUGGGAUAAGGCAACUGCGUUGUUCUAUACGGUAGUCAACCCUCUGGUCAACCCUUUGAUUUACAGCUUACGCAACAAAGAUGUGAAGGCAGCCUUCAAGAAAUUAUGGGGCAAAUUCACAGCACACAAAUGAAUGGCAAUCUCCUUCUUUAGGGUAGACUGCAGAUGAGGAAAUUAACCUCUGUGCUCCAGUGUCUGCCAGUCAACCAGCCACUUUCUUUCUUUGCUCCUUUCCCCAUUUGCUUCCUUGUUAAAAGAAAGUGUAGAAAAUCAGAAGUUCAGAAUUAAUUUCAAAGAUCAGCAAUUAUCCCCUAUGCUCCAACUUCCUGUGCAUACUUUUCUUAGUCAGCAAUUUUAUUCCAUAUGUAUACUUUCCCAGUCUUCUUCUAAGCUAGCAGCACCCUGAUUUUUUAUUUCAGACUUUUAAAAUGGUUUUGUCAGUUUUUAAUUUGCUUUGUGUUAUUGUUGAUGUUAUUUCUUCUAAUCUGGUAGUGUCAGCCACUAAAUAUAUUUAGGCUCUCUCUAUUUCAAAUUCUCAUAAUAGCACAUCUAAUAAAAUGAUUUUUAAAAUAUGCA